AUGUCUCGACUGCAGCAGGACCAGUUCGUCGACGAUGACGAGGAGGAGUGCUGCCCGCUCUGUGUCGAAGAGUUCGACCUCUCGGACAGGAACUUCCGCCCCUGCCCAUGCGGCUACCAAUUUUGCUACAACAACAUCAAGACGACUAUGAACGGACUGUGUCCCGCCUGCCGCCGCCCCUACGAUGACUCCACGAUCGAGUGGAAGACCAUCUCCCCCGAAGAGAUGGCACAACACAAGCAGCUCAUCGCGCAAAAGGCCAAGAAGAACGCCCAGAUACGGCAGAAGGAAGCACAGAAAGCCGAAGCCGACUCUCUCAGCCGCAAGCACCUGUCUGGUCUGCGUGUCGUCCAGAAGAACCUCGUAUACGUGACCGGUCUCACGCCGACGAUACGCGAAGACGAACUACUCAAAACUCUUCGCGGAGACGACUACUUCGGCCAGUACGGCAAGAUCCUCAAGAUUGUCGUCAGCAAAGCCAAGGAGAACGCGCAGCAUCAACAGUCGGUGGGUGUUUAUGUGACAUUCGCUCGCAAGGAAGAUGCAGAGAAGUGCAUCAAUGCUGUCGACGGUUCUCAGAAUGGCGAGAGGACAUUAAGAGCUCAAUUUGGUACUACGAAGUACUGCUCAGCGUAUCUCCGCGGCGAGACCUGCAAUAAUCGCAAUUGCAUGUUCUUGCACGAACCCGGCGAAGACAACGACAGCUUCACUCGCCAAGAUCUCUCCAUGAUGAACUCCAUCCAGACGCAACAACCGUCACAAUCGUCUACGUCUCGAGCCGCGCCCCCCGCUCACCAGGGUCCCGCUGUCGCUGCCGCCAUCCCGAUGCAUCGACAGGAUAGUACCGAUACGUCGAGCUCGAUACACGAGGCGCCCGGUUUGCCUGCAACCGCUAGCUGGGGCAGUAAGGCGUUGCUGGAACGCCGAGCCAGCCGAUCCACGGUCGCUUCGAACAACGCCAGUCCCAUGGUCACGAAUGCUGUCCCCGCGCAACCACCCAAACCAUCGAAGGCAGCUGAGCCACCAAAGAAGAAGGGCAAGGACAAAGAAAAAGAAAAAGAAAAGGAGAAAGAGAGGGAAAAGGAGAAGGCUGCACAAGCAUCGAAGGCUGCAACCCCACCGCCUGCUCCGACACCCGCACCCGCUGCCCGACCGCCGAAGCCCCGCGACAAUGGUAUUCACGAUUUACUGAAGGUCAUCUGCUCGCCAGACUUCAAGUUCGUGUUCUCGAGCGCCGUUUUAUCUGAGGAAGAACUGAAAGCUGUCACCGAGUUUCCUCAACUCCUGGAUCCCAAUGGCGGUGCUAAGCGUCGUGCCAUUAAAGAAAAGAAGGAGAAGGAACUGGCACUGCAGCGCGAGGCUGAAGCAGAAGCUGUUGCUGUAGCAAAGGCAGCGUCCCAGCAAGCCCCAGCUGCUGAGCGUGAAGACAACGAAGCAACGGCUGGCGGCAGCUUGCAGCUAGGCGGAGAGCCCGAAGACGGUCCCGAGACAAGCACCAACCACCUCAAUCAACACGCGAUUGCACCACCUGGUCAGCAAGGUUUUGGAGGCAGCCUUUUCGGACAGAACACGCCUUUGGCCGAGGACUUCAGCAGCCUGGGACUGAGUAACAGAGGCCUUACACCACAGCAACAGCAGCAGCUGUUGCUCUCCAACUUCAAGUCUGGCACCCAAGCCACGGGCCUACUGAACAACAUGCCAAGUGCCCAGCAUCCUCAACAGCAGAAUGCCUCUAGCCACACCAGGCACACUUCACGCUUUAGCUUCGCCAACGACAGCGCUUCCGCUUCUGCGAAUGUGCAGCCUGUCGCAAACCAGAAGCUGAUGAGCCAGCAAAACUCGAUGAUGCCCAAGAAUGCCAAUCAAUUCAACCCCAUGUCUCAGCAUCAGCAGUUGAGUGGGCAGUUCUUCACCAACGUGCAGGGACCCCCUCCAGGACUCAAGCCUACUGGCACACCCCCGGUCAGCGGGACUGGCAUGUUCGGCCAAGGCCACGGUUUCGCUACCGGUGGUCUACCCUACGGGGCUGGCGCAACGGCGAGAAACAACAAUGAUGCCAUGUAUCAAGACCUGCUCCGCAGCCGUAACAUGGACGGUGGUGCUAGACUAGCUGAUGCUGGAAAGCGUGAGUCAAUGUUUCCUUCUUUCCUUAAUCAACAUCCUUCAACUUCCACACCUGCCCCUGCCCCUGGCCUCCUCAGCUUCCCUUAUGGACCUUCGCCUGGAGCUUACCAGGAGUCUGGUUCGCAGAAAUCCAAGAAAAAGGGCAAGAAGCAUAGGCAUGCCAACACUUCCUCCUCUGGGGGUGGCGGUCUUGCCGAUGUCCAAGACCCGAGUAUCUUGCAGGCGAGGCUGCACCAAGGCGGAAUGGCCGGGCAGGGCAUGUAUGGUCAAGGUCAAGGUGGUUUCUCUUCGCUCUAUUCCAACAACAACUACGGCGGCGCUGGACGAUGGUAG
Alternaria arbusti is the source of this 2457-nucleotide messenger RNA. RefSeq lists its product as uncharacterized. NCBI's taxonomy places the organism in Eukaryota, Fungi, Ascomycota, Dothideomycetes, Pleosporales, Pleosporaceae. Gene Ontology annotation, molecular function: metal ion binding; RNA binding; ubiquitin-protein transferase activity. Gene Ontology annotation, cellular component: CCR4-NOT complex. The record is from RefSeq and is a predicted model, not a curated record. Bases 1 to 2457 code for a protein of 818 amino acids. The transcript is spliced from 4 exons. Gene Ontology annotation, biological process: protein ubiquitination.